GACAGCUAGAGAGGCACGCCCCACACUUGUAGAGCCCAUUUUGUAUAUUAACACUCAUUGAGAGGGUCAGAGUGAGUAAUGGCCCUCACCAUGGAGCCCUAGCUUGGCACACCAACACAGUAUCCUCCGAUGAACGUUAGCUAUGGGCAUCUCCAUGCUGCUGUAAAUCCGUCAAAACAAAGAUGAGAAAGAAAAGGCCGGUUUAGUGAGAAACAAUGCUCAAUUUCGUAUAAGAUGGGGGGGGGGGGUUGAAAGAGUCCAUGAAGUAGCCAUGGAUCUGGAAAAAGUCUUUCACAUGAACAGGGGAACUGGGGAAUAUAGCUACGCCCAAAAUUCGCACAUUCAGAAACAAUGUUUGGAUAACGUGAUGCCCAUAACACAAGAGGCAGCCAUUAAAAUGCUUUCUACUGAUUUUCCUAAUAUCAUUCGGAUAGCUGAUAUGGGUUGUUCCUCUGGACCCAACACCUUCUCUGUCUUAAACACCAUCAUCCACGCUAUCUGUCUGAGAUAUCAAGAAGUUUCUAGGAAAAUUCCAGAGUUUCAAGUGUAUCUCAACGACUUGCCUGCAAAUGACUUCAACUCAGUCUUUAGGCAACUGCCUUCUUUCUAUGAGUUGAUGAAAGAGAAAGAAGAAAGGGUUUGUGAUUCAUGUUUCGUGGCAGGUGUUCCGGGUUCUUUCUAUCGGAGGCUCUUUCCGGCAAACAGUUUGCAUUUUGUUCACUCUUCUUAUUCCCUGCAAUGGCUCUCUAAGGCAAGCUCAAGUUCACUAGCCACAACAAUAUUUUCCUUUCAGUGUGCUGUGACUUGAGUUGGGUAUAC
Amborella trichopoda is the source of this 819-nucleotide messenger RNA. Lineage: Eukaryota; Viridiplantae; Streptophyta; Magnoliopsida; Amborellales; Amborellaceae. The record is from RefSeq and is a predicted model, not a curated record.